This is a messenger RNA of Leguminivora glycinivorella, 1143 nucleotides long. It is a transcript of the gene DENR, whose product is annotated as density-regulated protein homolog. The record is from RefSeq and is a predicted model, not a curated record. The transcript has 4 exons. Gene Ontology annotation, biological process: formation of translation preinitiation complex; translation reinitiation. Gene Ontology annotation, molecular function: mRNA binding; translation initiation factor activity. The coding region runs from base 119 to 652 and encodes 177 amino acids. Lineage: Eukaryota; Metazoa; Arthropoda; Insecta; Lepidoptera; Tortricidae.
GGCAAGUAAUGGUUCCUUUUACCGACCGACUGACCGACCGACAAAAAUUACAAGUGUUUGCUAAUUUAAUAUGUUAAAGAUCGUUAUAGCUGAUAACUGAAACAAAAAUCUCGUAAUUAUGGCGGACAGAGAUCUUUCUAUGGGACCCCGUGAAGGAGUAACAUAUCCUGUUAGGGUGCAGUACUGUGGAAACUGUUCGAUGCCGAUAGAAUACUGCGAGUACUACCCUGAAUACGAUAAAUGCAAGCAAUGGUUGGAAAAAAACUUGCCGACCGAGUUUGAAAAAGUGAAGAUAGAUGAGGAAGAGAAUGCUGGUGGUGAAGAGGAGAAGAAGAGGCAGAAGCGUGGUGGCAAAGGCAUGCUAAAGUCCAAAAAGAAGGAGGAUGUGCCCAAGCUCGUGCAGGUCUCCCGCGCGCCGCGCGGCAAGAAGAAAUCCGUCACUGUUGUAUCUGGAUUGAGCACCUUUGACAUUGACUUGAAAGUGGCGGCUAAAUUCUUUGGCACCAAGUUUGCCUGUGGGUCAUCAGUGACUGGAGAUGAUGAGAUAGUCAUACAGGGAGAUGUUAAAGAUGAUCUCUUUGAUAUUAUACCAGAGAAGUGGCCUGAGAUUGAUGAAGAUAGUAUUGAAGAUUUAGGUGACCAGAAGAGAUAGUCACAAUUUUAGUGUAACAAGAAAUGGAGAUCUUUAUUCCUCUGUCUGCAUGAAACAUUUGUGACAACAUUUUGUAUCUAUGAUGUUUGUUAUUUUAUCUCUGUAUUGUUGCCUGCUGAUUAGAAAUUAUGAGGCCGGAGGUCUAUGGCAUAAUAAUUAUUAGAGCGCUGUUUGCUUCUAAGCCAUGUCAAUCAAGUAUGGCAUAUGGUUGACUGAAAUAAAAUCAAUAUUCCAACCGGUCCAGGAAAUUUAGCAUUUUAACUCUUUUUUUCUAAUAUGACAAAUGCCACCCUAUUGUUUCGACAUAUUGAGACUGUGUUUUGAGUGGAGAAUUUACUAAUUCAAAAUUUUAGAUUUAACAUCUCAAAGUCAAUUGCACACAAUCUAUGGCCAACAAUGCAGAGAUACCAUCAUUUUGGCAUAGGAAUGAAGUGCUUUGAUUCAUAUCUUCUUUAUUUAUGAGCUACUGCCAAUAAAAUGAAAAAAAUAAA